GGGCGUGGCUAAGGAGGAGCGUGUGGUCACGUGAGAGGAGAGCCCCGGCUUGGGUCACGUGAGGCUCUCCUUAUGGCAGAAGUGGGCUUCUCGGUCGCUUUGCAGGAGCGCCUCUCGGGGCUGAAAGCAAGGCUACAGCGCUGGAGCAGAGGAGGGCGCACGGAUGAUUCCUUCUUAAUGCAGGCUUCUGCUACACUGGAACGCUUAACAGCCCUGUCUGAAGAACACAGAGAAAACUUCACACUUCCCAAGUUUUUGCAACUUUAUACACAGGCUGCAUUGGAUAUCACAUACUUUGAGGAAAAUCAGCUUGUAGAUGAAGAAUUUCCAGAGGAGUCUUCUUUGCACAAAGUUGAAGAAUUAAUUAAUGUACUUUCAGAACCAGAAAUCUUGGUCAAAGAAAACAGCACAUCUCAGGAACCACUUUCGGUGCUUGGUACAGAACUGCUGGAAUGUCUUUACUGGAGGAGAGGGGCUUUACUCUACAUGUUUUGCCAUACUGUUAAAAGCAGGAAAGAAUGGUUGACGGAGAAGACUGAGCUGCUUAAAAAGUUUCUUAGUGAAGGAAUCCAUUAUUUGGUGACGAUGCUUGGAUUUAGAUGUUCUGAUAACACAGAUGAAGAGGUCUCAUUUGGGGAUGCAGACACAGCAAGAUUGAUCCAUGAAGGCAUAUAUAGUGAUACCCAUCUGCUGGCUAUGAUGUACUGUGGAGAAAUGUGUUACUGGGGAUUGAAGUACUGUGGAGAAGGAAAGGAACCAGUUCAAAGCACGGAUCCCAGAUCAGAAAGCAGAGCACCCAAUAUGGCUCUGGACUUCCGAGAGACAGGAGCAAAAAUGUUGCAGAAAUACAUCGCUGUCUGUGAAGGACCUUUGAGACUGCAUGACUGGGACACCAAAAACGCAAAGCGUAUACUGAACUAUUUCCAGAACUUACCAACUUAGCUGUCUCCAACGUAGAUUCUACAUUCCAAAACCUGAAACAGUAAUACAUUUGGGGGAGGGUAGGAAAGAAUCAAUAGGACUUCCAGAUGCUUUUUGCUUACAGUUCCCAUCAGCCCCAACCAUGGUGAGGAAUUGUGGGAAUUCAUGUCUAAAGCUACCUGGAGGGGCUGAAAGAGAAAAAUUCAUAUAGAAAUGUUUGCAUGUCUGUAUUAUAUUUUGCAAAACUAAAAGCACAAGAGAGGAGGGACCACUAUUAUAAACUGGGAUAAUACAAUGAAGUUAUUUAGACAAUGAAUUAAUCGACAGCAUGCCCAGACAGCCUUGGACUAUACAGGAAUAAUAUUUUUGUUUUAUUGUUGGGAAUCAUGGAUGCAGAAAUAAAAACAAUGCAUGGA
Messenger RNA from Anolis sagrei ordinatus, 1337 nucleotides. It is a transcript of the gene RIMOC1, whose product is annotated as RAB7A interacting MON1-CCZ1 complex subunit 1. Gene Ontology annotation, biological process: mitophagy. The record is from RefSeq and is a predicted model, not a curated record. Lineage: Eukaryota; Metazoa; Chordata; Lepidosauria; Squamata; Anolidae.